Physella acuta is the source of this 2509-nucleotide messenger RNA. RefSeq names its product vesicular glutamate transporter 2-like. The record is from RefSeq and is a predicted model, not a curated record. Gene Ontology annotation, molecular function: transmembrane transporter activity. NCBI's taxonomy places the organism in Eukaryota, Metazoa, Mollusca, Gastropoda, Physidae. Gene Ontology annotation, biological process: transmembrane transport.
AUUGAGCAACCAUGGCUGUGACCUGCUGCACCUGCAUGCCUCACCGCUACUUCAUCGUCAUGCUCUGCUUCUUCGGCAUGCUCAUCAGCGUUGGUUACCGCAGCAACUUCGCUCUCGUCAUCACGCACAUCAACGCCUUCGCCUCGCCCAACGACACGGGUUCUUCUACAGAUGGCUCGCUGUUUCCUAAUUGUACAACUGAGGGCACGUCCAGAGAUCGUGUGACCCAUUGGGACGGUUCCACCGUGUUUCUGUUCAGCACGUCUUACUUUGUGGGUCAAUUGGUGGCGUCCAUCCCAGGGGGAGCCAUGGUGCAGAAGUUUUCAGCCAAAUGGGUGUUUGGCCUGACCGUGCUCAUCUCUAGCGUGUUGCAGAUGUUGGCACCGCUGGCAUCCGAGAUCACGUGGUUGAUUUUUGUCUUCCGUGUUGUCCAGGGUGGAGUCGAGGCCAUCACAGUGCCAUCUAUGAAUGCCGUCAUAUCAGCAUGGACUCCAAAAGCUGAACGAGCCAGAUUAAUUAAUUUCGCAUACGCCGGUGUGUACCUAAGUCCAGCCCUGGCUAAUUUUAGCACAGGCGCGUGCUUGUGUUACGUCAGUUGGGAUAGCAGUAUGUAUAUGUAUGGCGGGGCGGGUGUGGUUUGGACCAUCAUCUUCCUCCUGUUUGUCUACCCCACCCCCUUGUCCCACCCCAAGGUACUGGACGUGGAAGAACAGCUCCUCCAGCAGCAGGCUAUACAGGCCAGCAGCACGAAUGUGAAGGUCCUAAGAAUUUUUAUUUCUAUUUUCCUACAGAACUUGAAGGUCCCAUGGAAAAGUUUCUUCACUUCACUGCCUGUGCUUGCCAUAUGGGUCGGUGCUUUCUGUCGUAACUUCAUCUUUGCCAUGCUCAUCACAGAGAUCCAACAGUACUACAAGGACGUGUACAGUCUCAGCUCGGCCAUGAACGGACUUCUCAAUGGGCUGCCUCACAUUUUUAUGGGAAUUUUUAUGAUUUUCGGAUCUUUUAUCUUCGACUUUUUGGCAAAAAAUAAUAUUUUGAGCAUGACAAAAGUCAGGAAAUUGGCUCAAGGAUCUGGUUUUGGCAUCCAAGGCGCCUGUAUCCUGGCCAUUGGUUUCCUUGACAACCACAUCCAUGUUUUCGUAUUGUUUUGUGUUGGUGUGGCUUUUAGCGGAUUUGCCAUCUCAGGUUACCAGACCAACCCCUUAGAUCUGGCACCACAGUACGCUGGGCCGUUGACGGGGAUCUCAAGAACAGGGAUGUUGGGAUCAAUUAUAAGCACGGUGCUGGCGUCACGCUUGACUGGAAGCACACAUAGUCUCAAGGACUGGCAGAUUCUCUUCAUCAUCGGCGGCAGCCUUCACCUUGCCGGGGUCGUCUUCUACAGCAUCUUCGCCUCCGGCAGCUUACAGCCGUGGGCCAAGCCAGAGUUCCAGCAGAGCGUGGAGGCCGGGGAUGAGGAAAGUAGCGACGAGAGAAGCGCCUUGGUCAAACAAAGCGUCCCCGAGUUUAUCCCUUCACCGACAUACGGGGCGUUUUCAAAUGACGCAACUUGUACCAGCAUUCAGAGUCGUUGAUUUUUUAUUCUCAUACAGGACAUUUUAGGGUAAUUUAACAUGUUCCAGCAUUCAGAGGAGUUGAUUUUUUAUUCGCAUACGGGACAUUUUAGGGUAAUUUAACAUGUUCCAGCAUUCAGAGGAGUUGAUUUUUUAUUCUCAUUCGGGGCAUUUUGGAAUUCAAUUUGCUCUAACAUCCAGAUGGGUUGAUUUUUAUUUUCACAUGGGGCAUUCUCUGAUUAGGGAACUAGCAACGUUAUCAUUGGGGUUAAAAAUCAUUCCAACACGGGGCAUUUUCUAAUGAGGUAACAUUCUCCAUCAUUCAGAGAUGUUAAAUUUUAUUCCCAUACUUGGACAUUUUAAGACGAUGGAAUUUAUUGCAGUAUCAAGACGGAGGAAGUAUUUUCAGAAACAAAACCCCUUCAACUACCAUCUAGUGAAGCCAGCUGUAUUCAGAUUAGUGAACCGUUUCCAAAUGUGUAUGUUUUGGUAAAAGUGUGAAUUUUGUGAAUGAGGCAGCGACAGAAAUGGACUUCUUCUCUUUACAACGCCCAAACUAAAUUUGUUAUGGCAGAGUAUAAUUUGAUAACUUUUUGUGCGGGUGAUUGUGUGAGCGUGUGGUGACAAGACACAUGUGUGUAAUGUGUGAGUGUAUAUUUUACAUAAUGAUGUGUGAAUGCUUGUGUGUGGUAUUUUAUUUGUGAAAGUAGCAAUAAACAUUUAAAAGAACGCAAGUUGUGUAAUGUUUUAUAAUCUGAAUUUAAAACAUGUAUGUGUGAGAACAUCCCAUAAUUUGGCUGAAUUCUUAUGUGAACAAUCAAUGUUAACUUAGCCUUAAGACUUAGUAUGUUACAUUGAUCUCAUUUUGUUCAAAUAAUGUAAUUAUCUAAAUGUCUAAUGUACAUUCAAAUUGGAAAAAAAAUAUUUUCUAUCUUAUUUUUAAUAUGAAGUCGGCA